Molecule: messenger RNA, 1888 nt
Organism: Drosophila montana
Lineage: Eukaryota; Metazoa; Arthropoda; Insecta; Diptera; Drosophilidae
Product: U1 small nuclear ribonucleoprotein 70 kDa
Exons: 2
Coding region: 38-736 (232 amino acids)
Source: RefSeq, a predicted model, not a curated record
UUUAAGGCAUCAGGCUGUGCCGACACUAAGAAAAAAAAUGCGUGAAAGACGCGAACGAGAACGAGAGCGGGAGAGAGAUCGCGACCGGGAUCGGGAUCGGGAGCGAGAUAGAAACCGUGAUAGAGAUCGAGAACGGGAUAAGGAACGGGAACGUUACCGUUCCAAAUCAAAAUCUCCCUCACGUAGCAGCAGGAACAGAUCAAAGUCAAAGAAAAAGAAGUCUAAGAAAUCCAAAAAGUAUUAUCGACGUAGCCGCAGUACUAGCCGAAGCUCAUCUCGUAGCACAACACCGCAGAGUUCCCGAAGCAGCUCAAGAAGCCGACAGAGCAAAAGCAGGGACGUCGAUUCUCGAAAAUCGAAAUCCCGGUCCGUAUCACAACGCACAACAAGAGCGCCCAGUGCCGACAGCACAUCGCGCCAGGCCACCACAUCCACUGUCGCGCCCAUGAAAGCCAUUGACUUGCUGGAUGCAAAAGUGCAAAAGGCUCUGGAAACCAUUGAUGAGGAUGCCUUUAAGCCGGCUGCAUUCUUCAGCACACGGGACCGUGAGGCGCAAGAUGACAAAGUAAUAAUUGAUUUAAAUAGGGAAACAGUUUCCAUAACCAAGCCUAUUGAUGUUGUUCAAUCAAAAGAAGAUGAUAUAUUUCAUCCAAACUUUUUAGCCGAUUCUGACCUAAAGGCCGAUAAAUGGCUCCGCAAACUCUACAAUUAUCGUCAAAAGUACAUACAGCAAUAGAAACCCAACAUAUUUAACAAAUAAUAAACCUUAUAGGCAUAUGUGUGCAUGUUUAAAAAAUAUCACUGCCCGUUUUACGCGCACGCUGCAGAGCUAUCUCUGGCGUUAGCUGUUCGUCGGGUGAAGGUUCCGUCGCGCUGCCAUCGGCCUGCAGUUUGCCAGCCUUGAAGUCCUCUAUAAUCUUUUGCGAAUAGACGGCGUUGAAGAGAUCCAAACUAGUAAAUUCCGAUUGUAUUACUUCGGGAGCUUUGUAGGACACAUAAGGCUUCAAUUUACAGCCGGUUAAAUCUGGCACUAUAAUGUCGGGUAUUUUCUCUGGUAUUUCCACAAAUUGGCCAUUAACUGUUAUGCCUGUAUCACGAACUCCUCGUUUGUGUAUGGCCACCGGCGGAUUUGCUAGCGUCCGCUGCGCUUCCUUCACCACACGUGUUCCACGCUUGCCGUAUACAUUAAAUUUACGAAAGUUUCGCUUUCCAGCCAUUGGUGCAGUUGUGCUAAUAGCUCGCAGAUUGCACUUUAGUGCAAGCGGCAAAAGUUUCAUACAAUUUUGCAUUGUUUUUUGUUAACGGGGCUGGUUGAAUAACAAAUUAAUCAAGCAUCAGCAGCAGCUGUGGGUUUAAGAACUGCCAACCUGCUUGUAAAUCUUUCAAAACAUUGGCAGCGCUUUACAACUGGGAAUCGAUACCUCCUCACAAAUUGCUAUGAAUUAUGACCUAAUUUUAAUACUAAUUCACUCUUAAUUUAAUUUACAAUAUAAAGACAAAAUAGUGUAUGUUGAAAAUUUAUAGCAUCUUUAUCUGAAGCUGAAUUAAUACGGUCAAUAAACGUGAACUGAUUUUUAUCAAUGAUUCAAUUGAAAUUGAUAAUUGAAUAUAAACCAUAAUCUGUAUAGGAUUCAAAAUGUUUAAUUAACACUUUUAAAACAGUCUGGCAGCGCAAAAACGUAGUAUCGAUACUUUCACAAAAGCAGCUUUUGACCAGGCAUAGUUGCGAAAUAAAUAUUAAGUCGCAGCUUUUUACAUAUUUCAUAUAAAUUGAAAUGACAGCAUUGGCUAUUUAAGCACAAGCUAACGGCACUUUUGGUUAAGUAUAAUUCACACACAGGACAAGAAAAUAGUGUAACGCUCUCAUACAAAAAAAUGGCGUCAGAAG